AAAGACUGAAAGCGUAACGAAGAGCCGAGGAGGCUAAAACCAGUCCAACAGAGACACAAACUGAAGGAACAAUGGAAAGAACGACUGAGACGCAGACACUUCAAACCCACUGAGGAGAACACAACAGGACCAGGACCAGGACUCAGCUGCAGAACCGGAUCACACUGAACCACCAUGGACUAUGAGCCCAAGAAGUCCAGGAAGGGUUUUGUGUCUCCCAUUAAGCGUCUGGUCUGGUCUAAAUCCGCCCGUAGACCUGUCGAUCGCAGCAGUGUUUACCGCCGCCCGCUGCACACCGUCCCUCUGUACGCUCCAGACUACCUCAUCCAUCCUGAGAGACUCAUCUUCGACUACGUGGAGAAGGAGGUCAAGUUUCUUGGUCACCUGACCUGGGUGUCCGUGUCGCUGAACCCGUCCAGCCGAGAUGAGCUGCUACAACUACUGGACACAGCCAGGCAGCUGAAGGUUCUGCCGCUGAAGACGAGUCCAGAUCAGGACUGCAUUCUGAGUCUGUCUGCUCGCUGUCUGCUGCUCACCUGGAGAGACAAUGAGAAGUUGCUGCUGAGGAUUCCCACCCAUGAGAUCGCUGCUGCCUCCUACCUGAGAGACGACGCACUGCACCUGCUGGUCCUCAAGACAGGUCUGAACGUGGACACCGUGGUUGCUGGCGAUGACAGCCUCGACAGGAAAAAGCCAACAGGUGUCGAUGGGCGUCGUCAAACCAUGAGCUGCAACGCCGACCCACGACCAGCAGGAGGCACGAUGGAGCGCAGACACACCAUCUGUGGAGUGGACUGGAGGCCAUCACUGUCCAGGAGCAACCAUGAUAAAAAUCAAAAUGUGGACCGAGAAAGAGGAGGAGAAAGAGGAGGAGGAGGCAGCUUAGAGAGGAAGAGAGUGGGAGGCAGCUGGGAGAGGAGGCAGCAGAGCCGUAAACCAGGAGGGAGCUGGGAGAACCGCAGAGCCAGGCCCAUGAGUGGGAGCUGGGGGGUGGGGGGAGGGAGCUGGGAGAGGAGGCACGGAGGAGGUGGAGGAGGAGGUGGUGGGGGAGGAGGGAGCUGGGAGAGGAGGGCUGGAGGAGGUGGAGGUGGAGGAGGAGGAGGAGGGAGCUGGGAGAGGAGGCAGGCCUGCACUGGGAGCUGGGAACGGGGGAAGAGCUACGGCAGCUGGGAGAGGAGGAACCACAACCCCCUGGAACCAACGCCGUGUCCCGACGCCUACUGCAACCUGGUCAUCCUGGCUGUGGAGAACAGGGACGCUGCAGAGGAGUACUGUUCUCUGAUCUGUCAGAUGUUCCAGAUCAUUUAUGGCCAUCAGACAAUCGAGUGUGUCGACAGAGCAGGUUUUCACCACACGAUGCCGGACCGCUACUGGCUGCAGAGGAGUGACAGCUGUCUGACUGACAUGUCCUACAGUUAUGAUCCAGAGUUCAGCUGCUGCAGUUCAUAUGACGGUUCCCAGGAUGCUUUUGAGCUUUACUACAGCGAAACAUACAGCGAGAGUUCGUCUCUGUCUCGUCGUAGUUUGGCUUCAGCUAGUGACGGAGGUGACAAUAACCCUGCCCUGAUCCUGAUGCACGAAUAUAUGAUCACAUUGCGUAACAAACUGACUCCAGCAGAGUUGCAGCAGUUUGCGGUUUUGCUCAGAGAAUACAGGCUGGGAUCAAACAUCGACCACUUCUGCUGCGAGCUGCUGCAGCUGUACGGAGAUGAACGCAAGUUCCUGCUGCUGGGAAUGCGUCCAUUUAUCCCCGAUAAGGACGUCGGGGUGUUUGAGACUUUCCUGGAGAACAUCGGGAUUAGGGAAGGCGGGAUUCUAACCGACAGCUUUGGACGAAUCAAACGCAGCAUGAGCAACACAUCAGCGACAGCUAUGAGAGGGUAUGAUAAUUGUUCUCUGGCCUCAGGAUCUCAGGAAUUCAACCGACGCAUCACGGACAUCACCCAUGACAUUCAGGCACUCGGCUUCCAGGACGAACAUGGAGACAUCGAGGAGGAAGACUACUACCUCUGAGGACUAUCUGCCGUAGGAACUCUACAUAGAAAUCUUUGAAUAUCAGGUUGAACAGAAGGAACAGAAGAAACGACACAAACCCAGCAGGCGAAGGAGACGAAAGAACCUUGGAACAAAUGUAGCAGCUUCUUUUCAGCCUCGUUGGUGCUUAAAUAUGAACGUGUCUGUUCUUCUGAUUAGUGACCAAUAUUUGAUGUGAAUGAAAUAAAACUGAAUUUAGGGACAUUUAAAGGGAAAACCUUCUCAGAUGAGGAAGAAUAGCUUUAUGCCUUAAUGCAGCUUUAACACCAAUGAAUAAAGAAUGACACACUGUACCUUAUGUUUAUAGUUUACUGUCGAUAAACAGACAAGAAACACUGAAAUAAAAAACAUUUUAAGGGAAAGGUUCUAGUAUUGUGUCUUCACAUUAAGCAUCUGUUUGGGUUCGAUAUUAACCCAUAAAGACCCAAAGCAUCUACUGAUGUAACCUGUUUAAUAACUGUUAAUCCACUAAUUCUAGCAACGUGUUAUUGUGUGGCGCGCGUCGGCGAUGUGUUAUAAACUG
Messenger RNA from Sphaeramia orbicularis (orbiculate cardinalfish), 2557 nucleotides. It is a transcript of the gene ccm2l, whose product is annotated as CCM2 like scaffold protein. Gene Ontology annotation, biological process: heart morphogenesis. The record is from RefSeq and is a predicted model, not a curated record. The transcript is spliced from 11 exons. The coding region runs from base 175 to 2013 and encodes 612 amino acids. Lineage: Eukaryota; Metazoa; Chordata; Actinopteri; Kurtiformes; Apogonidae.